Molecule: messenger RNA, 484 nt
Organism: Pararge aegeria (speckled wood butterfly)
Lineage: Eukaryota; Metazoa; Arthropoda; Insecta; Lepidoptera; Nymphalidae
Product: U6 snRNA-associated Sm-like protein LSm8
Exons: 1
Coding region: 168-458 (96 amino acids)
Biological process (GO): mRNA splicing, via spliceosome
Cellular component (GO): U4/U6 x U5 tri-snRNP complex; U6 snRNP; precatalytic spliceosome
Molecular function (GO): RNA binding
Source: RefSeq, a predicted model, not a curated record
UGCAGCUUGAGGCUUUAAAUAAUAUUCUGUGGUUAUCUGUCACUUAUUUAUCGCUCUAUGGUCACCGACCAGUUGAAAAUAAAUGUUACCGCCGCCGAAACUGAAAUAAAGUUAAAUAAAUCAAUUUCAUUAGGUACCUGACUAAGUAGUGAUAAAGUUUGUACACUAUGGCGUCUGGACUAGAAAGCUAUAUAAACCAAACAGUGUCAGUAAUAACUUCAGAUGGAAGAAAUUUUAUCGGCACCUUGAAGGGAUUUGAUCAAACUAUAAACGUUAUUUUAGAUGAAUCCCAUGAACGAGUGUUUUCAUCAUCCACAGGAGUGGCGCAAGUAGUUCUAGGCCUUCACAUAAUACGAGGAGAUAACAUAGCUAUUGUUGGACAAAUCGACGAAUCAAUAGACAGCCGAUUAGACCUGGGUAACAUUAGAGCUGAACCAUUAGGACCUAUUGUACACUAGUAAUAAAUUUAAUAUUUUUUUAAAUA